This is a messenger RNA of Rhododendron vialii, 986 nucleotides long. RefSeq lists its product as uncharacterized. The coding region runs from base 77 to 967 and encodes 296 amino acids. Gene Ontology annotation, molecular function: metalloendopeptidase activity. The transcript has 4 exons. The record is from RefSeq and is a predicted model, not a curated record. Gene Ontology annotation, cellular component: membrane. Lineage: Eukaryota; Viridiplantae; Streptophyta; Magnoliopsida; Ericales; Ericaceae. Gene Ontology annotation, biological process: CAAX-box protein processing.
ACUGUCUCGGGCAUCCCCUCCGGAUUAAAACUGAAAAAAUUGCUGGUGCAAGAGAGUGGAGAACUUAUUAGAGGACAUGAUAGUUGCGCACUGCCUUCCCCUAUCUACUUCACCUCCACCGUCUAAACUUGGAGCGAAUUCGCUCAAGGCCCCAUCUUUAUCCCUUCUCAACUCCAAAUUCGGCCGUAAUGAGUUAUGUAUCAAGUGUUCUUGCGUCAAAGAGGAAGAAACAGCUAAAGUAUUUGAGGACUUCUCAGUGUUGGGAUCGUAUAUUCCGUGGGACAGUGGGAGUGUAUGGAGCACAAUGGCUUUCUACUUGUUCAGUUUCCAUGUUCCGCUGAGUUUUGGAGGGUUGGCUGUGGUUGCCCAUGUAUUGCAUCAACCGAUGCUUGAUCCACAGACGCAGGCAUUAUCGUUGCUUGCGAUUCAAACACUAGAGCUCAGUGCAGUUUUGUGGCUUCUAAGGUGCAUUGUGCAGCCACAAUAUAACAUUUAUAGCUUCUUCCAAGCUAAGAAUCAAUCGAAGGAAAGGAACUGGUUUCUGGCAUCAGUACUGGGCUUUGGAUUUCUUAUCUUGCUGGUUUUCUCUACAUCCCUCCUGGCUGACCAACUGAUUGGGCCCAAGGAUGUGAAUAACUCCAUACUGAAAGAAAUCCUUUCUAGUGGCCCCGUCUCUGAAACAGCCUCCAUCCUUGUUUACUGUUUUUUGACGCCUCUGCUUGAAGAAAUCGUUUACAGAGGGUUUCUUAUGACAUCUCUUGCAUCCGAAAUGAAAUGGCACCGGGCUGUUGUCAUAAGCUCAGCCGUUUUCAGUGCAGCUCAUUUCUCCGGCGAGAAUUUUUUGCAGUUGUUUGUGAUUGGAUCUGUCCUUGGAUGCUCGUACUGUUGGACUGGAAACUUAUCUGCUCCAUUUGUCAUUCAUUCAUUGUACAAUGCCCUGAUCCUUGUAAUGACAUAUUUGUCAUAGAAAUUCUGUUUAUUUUUCA